UGCGGCGGCGAUGGGAGUGGCGUUCAUGCACCACCAGGACACCACGGGAUCGAGUCUGUGUGCCAGCAACAGUAGCUCGCUGGACAUCAAACCGGGGGUGAACAUGCUGAACUCCUCAGCCUCUGCGGCGGGGACCUGCCCUGGCGGAGCCAAUGCUUCUGGCGGCGUAAAACAGAGAGAAGGUACAUCGUCCACGGCUUCGAAUAAUAGUUCCGCUUUUUCUACAUCAUCAUCCGCGGCGUCUCCCGGGGAAGCUUCUCCAAGAGACUCUUCUGGGCCCCAGCAGCUCCACAGUUCCUCCUCCGCCCUCCAUCCACAGUCAUCGCAUGGUAUGAGUAGUCAGUCGCAUCACUACCCUCCACCGCCGCCCCUGCAGCCGUCCCCUUACCACCACGACGCCGGUGGUGGCUCGACCCCGUCGUAUGUGAGUUAUCCGUCCCAUCACCUGAACCAUCACCACCACCUGAACCACCACGGUAUGUCCCACCAUCACCACCACCCUGCCGCCAUGUUUAGCACCAAGUCUCUGUCGGGGCACCACCAGAUGGUGUCCGGGUCUCCGGGUGUCGCCGGAGCAGUUUCCGGGGCCGCGAACUCGAAAACGUCCAGAACGAAAUCCAGGUCGAGUGCCGAGGGAAGAGAGUGCGUCAACUGCGGGGCGACAUCGACGCCAUUAUGGCGCCGUGACGGAACGGGACACUACCUGUGCAACGCGUGUGGCCUAUACUACAAGAUGAACGGACAGAACAGGCCUCUCAUCAAGCCAAAGCGACGGCUGUCGGCGGCGCGGCGGGCGGGCACCAGUUGUGCCAACUGCAAGACAACAACCACGACGUUAUGGCGUCGGAACCAGAAUGGAGAGCCGGUCUGCAACGCCUGCGGAUUAUACUACAAGCUGCACAAUUUGUCUUGGCGAUCGUCAAUUCAGCGUAAUGACGUGUGCAAUUGUAGCGAGCAAACGGAGCGUGUAGAUACGAGUGAGAAUCGAGAGGGGCUCUACCGGAACCCGGAAACGGAAAUGCUUAGCACGCGUAGCAGGCUGCUAGUUCCGCCCAGACACUUGACUUUUGUUUGCUAGACGUGACACAAGAGACGGAUGGCAGAUCUUUAAGACUUUUGUGCGGCAUGAAGGCCUAAAGGAAACGCUAGAAAUGACACUAAUGGAUGUGAAGUUGAAGAAUUGCUUUCUUGGUAAUAAAAUUGCUAGUAGACAUUUGUAAAUUACCACAUAUGUUGAGCUUUGUAGUGGCUGAAACAAGGGCACAAAUUCAACGGAAUAUCAGACGCACAUUUUGUUCAGUUUGGUACUUAAAAGUGUUUCUUCGCAAAUACAGAAACAAAAAAUUGUGCGUGAGAUGAAGUUAUCACGGCGGACAAGAUGGCUGCUUCAUGGGUUGUUGCGUCGUGUCGUCCAGUGUUCUAUCAACGUUUCAGAUAUGCUUGUUGCCUCCAUCAUCAGGACGAUGAUGAUAGAGGCAGAAAGCCCCUAUGAAACGUCUGUAUACAUCUAUCAGACCACACGGAGUAUUUUCAACGUGUACAAUUACGUUUUCUUCACCUGAAAGCUCAACACUUUUACAUCUGCAGGCUUUUUUGGCGACGAAGGACAUGAACCCCUAGCAACAAGGUAAAGUUUCGCUUGUCCAUGAGGGGAGGGGGUGAGCUUAGAUAGAAGUUUCACGCACUCAGGAUCUCUGCGCAGAGUUGAGAUGUUGAAUGUUUAGCGUCACACUCCGCCAUCUUUACACUCGGGGGAAAACCUUUCCAAUAGGCCUGCUUAUUACAUAGGAGAAUGGACGAGUUCCUGAACACUGUUGAAGGGGGGCAACACCCAGGCCUGUUACUGCGAUCAAAAGUCCAGUGGUUGAGGUCGUAGUCACUCAGUUUACUGAGUGCCUCUGCAGAAACUUCAGAUUCAUAAAAUAAACAAGAUUCCUCAUGUCUUCCACAGAGAUUUAUAUUUUUCUUUCAUUCCGAAUGGCUUUUCAUGUUCUUAAGCGAUAUGUAUUGUGUGAUUUAUUUUAAUUUCGUGACGUAUAUUUGUACCAAUUUAUGUUUCCAAAUUACCUUAAUUCAAAAAAUAAAUACGUAUGUUGGUGUUAA
This is a messenger RNA of Zootermopsis nevadensis, 2103 nucleotides long. Lineage: Eukaryota; Metazoa; Arthropoda; Insecta; Blattodea; Termopsidae. The record is from RefSeq and is a predicted model, not a curated record.